GUUUUGUCCGAGUGUGCUUCUAUAUCUCGCAAGCGUCAUUCCGGGAAUAUAUUUACUUGAGUUGCAACUUUAUGAGAACCGGAUCGAGUAUCGGGACGAACAGGGAUGGGAGGAAUGUACCAGUGACAUCAUGAUCAAUAGUAGUGGCGUGCAAUUAUCGGAAAUUAGCGGCGUAACAAUUCCAUUAACGCUAAGUGAAAGUGACUGGGUUCUGGCACUGGAACAAGUUCUAUUGUGUCUUCUAGUACUGGGGCGAUGGCUUCUCCCAAAAGGCGCGCUGACACGUGACCAGUUGUCGCAACUUCUUUUGGUAUACAUCGGCAUGGCAGCUGAUAUUCUUGAGUUCUCCAUUGAAAAUCUGAAAGAGGACAACGUGAAGUGUAACGCCAUCUUGAUUUACAUGAUCCUCGGACUAUGGGCUUGGAGUCUUCUACAGUUUACUCUAGUCCUAACGUCUGUCAGUGGAGCUAAGGUGCGAAUGUUCAAGAAAACGAAACGGAUGUACCAUUGCCGCGCGUGUAUCUGCUGCGAGAAUGAGAUCUGGGCAUUAUCCAUCAGCUUGAUAAUGCAGGAUGGCCCCUUCCUUGCCAUGAGACUCUACCUCCUCAUCCACCACCAAGUCGUCAACCAGAUGAUGAUAUUUUUCACGUGCAAAAAUAUGCUAGUUAUAAUGUUACAGGCGUAUAGAAUUCUGAUUGUCUGCAGUGAUACGAACACUGUUGAGCCGUCGGAAGUGUCUGGAGAGGCUGUUGAGGUGAUGGAAGACACUAGCGCUCCAGACAAAGGUCCUCACAGUGGUGACACGGUGGCCUUGGCUCUAGAUGUUAAGGAAAAAUAAGUAAAACGGAAAAGAGAACUACCACCAAUUUCAAGCGAUUUUUAAAGAAAAUGUAAAGUAUAUUAAUUACAAUGAAUUACUACCGAAAUUAAGGUUAAUAUUUAUAAUGUACAUAGGUCUACUAUUAUUUUGCAUAAAUUAUGUUAGGAUAGGCAUUGUAAAUUUCUCAAUUUACCUAAUAAAAACAUAGUUUUAAACAUA
Messenger RNA from Anneissia japonica, 1039 nucleotides. Its product is annotated as transmembrane protein 26-like. NCBI's taxonomy places the organism in Eukaryota, Metazoa, Echinodermata, Crinoidea, Comatulida, Comatulidae. The record is from RefSeq and is a predicted model, not a curated record.